AUGAAUCUCUUAGCUUGGAACUGCCGAGGGCUUGGGAAUCGCCGUGCAGUUGAUGAGCUUGGGGAUUUAAUCCAAGCAAAAGAUCCCGGGAUAGUUUUUCUAUCGGAAACAUGGUCGACACAAGAACAGAUGAAGGGAGUUCGAGAUAAGUUUAAGUUUGAUGGGUUGUUUACUGUUUCUAAUGAGAGUAGGGGAGGGGGUUUGGCUAUGUUAUGGAAGGGGAGUACAAAUGUAUGGGUUGAUAGUUUUUCGAGUUAUCAUAUUGAUGUUAUUGUUAAUGGAGGAUCUGAGAAUGCAUGGAGGCUUACAGGGUUUUAUGGUGAGCCUGAUACAAGUAUUCGGAAUGAAGGGUGGAAUAUGUUAUGGAUGCUAAGUUCCAAACCAAGGCUGCCAUGGUGUUGUUUUGGUGAUUUUAAUGAACUACUACAGCUACAAGAAAAGAGGGGUGGACCGCCAAGGGCUCAUAGUCUUAUGCAGAGUUUCAGGGACAUUCUUGACCUUUGUGGAUUUGUGGAUUUGGGGUUUUCAGGUCCAGAGUUUACAUGGCAUGGUCGUCGUAGAGGGGAGUUGAUUUGGGAACGACUAGAUCGGGGUGUGGCCAACUAUGAAUGGUUGGCAAGGUUUCCUACAGGUAGAAUUAAACACUUGCAUUGUUUUACUUCUGAUCAUCGUCCAAUUCUCCUUUCUUUAGAUUCCAAUGGUGAAAAUCAACGGUGGAAGAGAAAGCCAUUCCAUUUUGAGGCAAUGUGGUUGUCCGACCCAGAGUGCAAGGGGGUUGUUUCAACUGCAUGGGCAUGUAAUCCUGAAGAUUUGUUUAAAUCAUCAAACCCACAUGAUUUGGAUAGAGUGUUAGACGGUGUACAACGUGUAGUGAGUGAAGAGAUGCAAGCUGACUUGGCAAGGCCUUAUACGGUGGAAGAGGUUGAGCGUGCAAUUAAAGAGAUGGCUCCUUUAAAAGCCCCGGGACCUGAUGGAAUGCCUCCCUUAUUCUACCAAACAUAUUGGACCGAGGUUGGUAUGGAUGUUUCUCAAGCUGUAUUGUCUUGCUUAAAUUCUGGCUCUUUGUUGAAAUCCAUUAACCAUACUUUUAUCACUUUAGUCCCAAAGGUCCAAAACCUUGAAAGAGUGAUGGAUUUCAGACCUAUAAGCUUGUGUAAUGUGAUCUAUAAAAUUGUUAGUAAGGUGAUUGCAAACCGUUUGAAGCCUCUACUAAACUCUAUUAUUUCUGAAGCUCAAAGUGCUUUUAUUGGUGACCGUCUGAUUACUGAUAAUAUUCUUAUUGCUUUUGAGUCCCUUCACCACAUGAAAGCCACUUGCACAGGGAAGACAGGUUUUAUGGCUCUUAAAUUGGAUAUGAGCAAGGCUUAUGACAGGGUGGAAUGGAUUUUUCUUGAACAAAUCCUUUUGAGGAUGGGUUUUAGGGAGGAAUGGGUGGCUUUGAUUAUGGAGUGCAUUACAACGGUAUCUUACUCAAUUUUGGUUAAUGGGGAGCCAAAGGGCUUGAUUAAACCUUCUAGGGGCUUGAGACAGGGUGAUCCCCCUUCUCCAUAUCUGUUUCUCUUUUGUUCGGAAGGGUUGAAUGCCAUUCUCAGGAAAGCGGCUUUGAAUGGGGAAAUUCAAGGAUUUUCUCUAAGUCGUAAUGGACCUAAGAUUACUCAUCUUUUCUUUGCCGAUGAUUGUCUCUUGUUUUGCAGAUCUACUUUGGAGGAGUGUGAGAAAAUUCAAGAGCUUUUAUCCUUGUAUGAAGAUGCCUCGAGCCAAAUGCUUAAUAAGAAUAAGACAACUUUGUUCUUUAGCAGAAACACUGAUGAACAGAUGAAGGAGGCAAUCAAAUCAUCUCUAAAUGUCCCAGCCAUUCAACACUACGAGAAGUAUUUAGGGCUCCCUUCUUUUGUAGGGAGAGCGAAAAAACAAUGCUUUACUCAUUUGAAGGAAAGAAUUUGGGCGAAGAUGCAGGGGUGGAAGGAGAAAUUAUUGUCCCAAGCUGGAAAAGAAGUCAUGAUCAAGGCGGUGGUUCAAUCUAUUCCCACAUAUUCCAUGAGUGUUUUUAAAAUACCGGUUGGGUUGUGUAAAGACAUUGAAGCCAUGAUUCGAAGGUUUUGGUGGGGUCAAGGGGAUUCAAAGAAGAUCCAUUGGGUCAAGUGGAGUACUCUUAGUUCCUCAAAGACCAUGGGAGGUAUGGGUUUUAGAGAUAUUCAGAAAUUUAAUAAUGCUUUGCUUGCUAAACAGGUAUGGCGUUUGCUUCACCAAAAGGAAACGUUGUUAUAUAAGGUUUUUAGUGCGAAGUAUUUUCCAAUGGGGAAUAUCCUUGAGGCUUUGGUUCAUCCUAAAUGCUCUUAUGCAUGGCGGAGUAUAUUGCAGGCGCAUGAUGUAGUACGUAGAGGUGCAAUGUGGAGAGUUGGAGAUGGGAGUUCCAUUGCUAUUUGGGGUCAAAGAUGGCUGCCUGACCAACCUAAUGGUAGAGUUAUUUCACCAAAACUUGCCUCCAUUGUGACUUGUGUUAAGGAUUUAUUUUAUCCAGGUACAAGGAUUUGGGAUCCGGGGUUGUUGGAGAGGACCUUUGUGCCUUGGGAAGCUGAAUUAAUUAAAAAUAUCCCAGUUAGUGAGGGGUGGAUAGAAGACUUGCUGAUCUGGCCAUUGACUCCAGAUGGACACUAUAGUGUUCGUAGUGCCUAUCAUAUGUUGUUUGAGGAUGAAAGCAGGCAAGAACCAGGUUCGUCCUCCUCCAAAAAUUCACAUCAGGAUGUCAGGCCGAGAAUUGGAGGUACAUCAGCUCGCUGGAUUCCUCCUCAGGAUACGUUCUAUAAAGCAAACUUUGAUGCGGCUAUAUUUGAAGAUUUGGGUAGUGCAGGUUUGGGAGUGGUGAUCAGAGAUUGUCAUGGCCAAGUUAUAGCUGCCUUAAGUCAGAAAAUCUGGAAGCCUAACUCAAUUGAAGCUGCUGAAGCAUUAGCUGUUUGCCGAGCUGUUGUGUUCGCAAAAGAAUUAUGUAUUUUUAAGGUGAUUGUGAAAGGUGAUUGUUUGAGGGUGGUGCAGGCCUUGAAAGCAAAGGAGAGGUGUAACACUCUGUAUGGGAAUAUAAUUGAAGAUACGCGCAAUCAAAGUUUAUCCUUACAGUAUUGUCAAUUUUAG
Messenger RNA from Quercus robur (English oak), 3129 nucleotides. RefSeq lists its product as uncharacterized. Gene Ontology annotation, molecular function: RNA-DNA hybrid ribonuclease activity; nucleic acid binding. The record is from RefSeq and is a predicted model, not a curated record. The coding region runs from base 1 to 3129 and encodes 1042 amino acids. Lineage: Eukaryota; Viridiplantae; Streptophyta; Magnoliopsida; Fagales; Fagaceae. The transcript has 3 exons.